GUUGGACGGCCCGCACACCCGUCUGAGGAAGAGGGAGGGUCACUGAGAGGUUUUUUCUGCCUCGGUACGGGAGCCGAGUGGGGACCAGCUGGUUACGCAGCGGCCGUGGGUCUCCACCCGAGAGUAUGGCGGCUGGGAUUGCACCGGAGAGCGAGGGAGACGCGGAGACAUACCAGAGAUGGUGAAAAAGAAAACGAAGAGUUCUUUAAUUAUUUGUGUGAACAGUUUUAGUUGGAGCUCUGUUCCUGAUGUGGCCUCCGGCUUGAAACAUUGCGCCUGCAGUUUACACUACGGGGCUUACGCCAGCGUUUUACCAGUGCCCUCGAUGGAGCAACUUUGUUUUUUUCUGAUCCACAGAGAGGGGUGAGCUGAGCAGAUGAAAACCAGCACGCUCCUUAUCAGCGGGCAAUAUUUUCUUCCUCCCUGUGCACAUUUUUGGACAAUUGCAGUCCUCGGACGCCCGGGUAGCUGUCAGUGUCUGGCCUGCGUGGGGGAAUUUCUACAAUGAAAUCCAUCUUGGGGCAGCGAGUCUUUGUGCUCUACCAUAGCUGAGCAGCGGCGAGCAAGACUGUAUUAUUGACAACCCGUUCAAAAUGGGAAGCGAAUGGUGACUGUGAUUCUUGCGGGAACAUUUUGAGUUCAUGUCAAUGACGCGCGGAGAUUUGAUACCUUACGAUUUGAUUUAAUCCACGAUGCGCGAGUAUAAAGUGGUGGUCCUGGGCAGCGGUGGGGUCGGGAAAUCCGCCCUCACUGUGCAGUUUGUUACCGGGACGUUCAUAGAGAAGUACGACCCCACUAUAGAGGAUUUUUACCGCAAGGAGAUCGAGGUGGACUCAUCACCCUCGGUGCUGGAGAUCCUUGACACCGCUGGUACCGAGCAGUUCGCCUCCAUGCGGGACCUUUACAUCAAAAACGGUCAAGGAUUCAUUCUGGUCUACAGCCUCGUCAACCAGCAAAGCUUCCAGGACAUAAAGCCGAUGAGAGAUCAGAUCAUAAGAGUGAAAAGGUACGAGAAGGUUCCUGUGAUUCUGGUGGGGAACAAGGUGGACCUGGAGAGUGAGAGGGAGGUAUCGUCCAGCGAAGGUCAGGCCCUGGCCGAGGAGUGGGGCUGCCCGUUCAUGGAGACCUCGGCCAAGAGCAAAACCAUGGUAGACGAACUGUUCGCUGAGAUCGUUCGGCAGAUGGACUACGCCGCCCAGCCAGACAAGGACGACCCCUGCUGCUCCUCUUGCAAUAUACAAUAGCCCCGGGGGCCCGUCAGGAACCACCCAGGCAAAAUGUCUACUUAGAGAAAGCUACCUUCCCCGCAGCAGAGACACACACUAAGACACACAUGCCAAUUAAAAUAAAGGAAAAUUCACUGUUGAACGCGAUGGAUUUGAACUCCACUGAGCAUAACAUCGGCAGUGACAUGAAUAUUUAUGACAACAUGUGAGUAAUGAAUACAUUUUGAAAGAGGAACUCCAGGAAUUUGCAGAAAGAGAAAUUGUCAAAUGACAAAAACGGAACAUGCCCUCGCCUUAUGUUACUCUCUCUGUUGUUUGGAUUUGUUUUUAUCCUUUCAAGUUGUAGGGAGAAAUCAUCAGCAAACAGUCACAAAUCAGGAUCUUUACCCUUGUGUUGUUUUACAAUCUGUCAAAAUGAGUUACAAUAUCUUCUCCUGGUUGUAUUUGUAUCACGGAAAAUACAUUUUUUGUUACCUUGAUCUGAAGGUAUCUACCGUACACAAAUCCAAAAUCAUAUUUCUUGGAUCCCGUUGUUUUAAGUAUUAAGGAGUAUUUGAUUUACAUUAUGCACACAUUUUCUCCCAGCUUAUUUUGUGCAGUAGUUCUUCUGAGGUUUUUCUACUCAUCACAGGGCUGAACCAUUUUCUUUUCUUUUUUUUUUGUUAUUAAAAAAGGAAUGGAGAGAAAAUGGUGGAAGUCAGCAUUUAUCUUUGAAACAUUGGUGCAGUCAUCUCUUUAUUUUUCUCUCUGGGAGACUGACAGCACAUUGCUGAGUAGAAAUACAACUAUCAGCUUCAUCCUGAUGGGACUAAGAGUUGAUGUUUUCAGUGUUUGAAUAUUUACAGACGAUAUCUCUAAACUCUUUCAGGAAUGGAUGACAUUUAAAGUGAAGAUGCCAACAUUUGUCAUACUUUACAUUUUCUUUUACUUCUCCGCUCAAUAUGAAAUGAGGUGCCCAAGAGUUUUUAACAUCCUGAUCCUUAUGUAUGUGCUCAGUGUUCAAAUCCUUAGUAAGGAUGAAUGAGAAGAUAAUAGGAAUAAUAAAUGGUAGUGUAAAUAUUUUGUAUUGAAAGUGCCAGCUCCUGUGAAGACACUGACUCAACACAUGUGGAAUUGUCAACUGUAUGCAUGGCUAGUAAACAAAAAAAGGACUCUAGUUUGAGAUAAAUAUAGACUGUGGAAAUGUGCAAAACAAACGUGUACAAACUGAAUCUGGACACUGUCUCAAAUGUACAUCUGUACUGCCACGGGAACCAGACUUUCCCCGUGUGACCAUUUUCAUUGUUGAUUUUAUAUUUUUUUAUGUGACCAUUUACUCUUCAUUCCCUCUCUGAAUGGUGACACUGUUACAUUUGACACCUAAACAAUAAAAGUGCGUUGAACACUCGA
Messenger RNA from Notothenia coriiceps (black rockcod), 2615 nucleotides. RefSeq names its product ras-related protein Rap-2a. Gene Ontology annotation, cellular component: membrane. Gene Ontology annotation, molecular function: GTPase activity; GTP binding. NCBI's taxonomy places the organism in Eukaryota, Metazoa, Chordata, Actinopteri, Perciformes, Nototheniidae. Gene Ontology annotation, biological process: signal transduction. The record is from RefSeq and is a predicted model, not a curated record. The transcript has 2 exons. Bases 693 to 1244 code for a protein of 183 amino acids.